Molecule: messenger RNA, 225 nt
Organism: Prunus armeniaca (apricot)
Lineage: Eukaryota; Viridiplantae; Streptophyta; Magnoliopsida; Rosales; Rosaceae
Source: the annotation of a GenBank genome assembly
AUGGCUGACUUGGAUCACUCCACCUCUGAUGACAACUCUGUGGAUUCUAGAGAGGAAAGUAGUCAAGACUCUAAGCUUCACUUCUCAGAAGACGAGGAAACUCUAAUCACUAGGAUGUUUAACCUGGUUGGUGAGAGGUGGUCUCUGAUUGCUGGUAGAAUUCCUGGAAGAUCAGCAGAGGAGAUUGAAAAGUACUGGACUUCAAGAUACUCAACAAGUGAAUGA